Molecule: messenger RNA, 2896 nt
Organism: Notechis scutatus (mainland tiger snake)
Lineage: Eukaryota; Metazoa; Chordata; Lepidosauria; Squamata; Elapidae
Gene: ME1
Product: malic enzyme 1
Biological process (GO): malate metabolic process; pyruvate metabolic process
Cellular component (GO): mitochondrion
Molecular function (GO): malate dehydrogenase (decarboxylating) (NADP+) activity; NAD binding
Source: RefSeq, a predicted model, not a curated record
AGGCGGCCGCCUCAGCAGCCCCGGCCAUAAGCGUCAACCACCGGCAACAGGCGUCUCAUCCGCCCCUCCAGCGAUUCCCCUGCUCCGCAAACCGGCUCGGCCACGAGCAUGGAAGCCGUCGCACCUGCCGGGAGGAAACCUAGGUGGACCACCAGGAGGGGCUGCGAUGUUUUACGCGACCCAGCCCUCAACAAGGGCCUGGCUUUUACUCUGGAAGAGAGACAGCAGCUUAAUAUUCAUGGAUUACUACCUCCCUGUUUUUUCAAUCAAGACAUGCAAGUUUUAAUCGAACUGAAAAAAUUUGAAAGACAAGCAACUGACCUGGAUAGGUAUAUUUUGCUAAUGGGUCUUCAGGAUCAAAAUGAAACACUCUUUUAUAAAGUGCUGACUUCUGACAUUGAAAGAUUUAUGCCUAUUGUUUAUACUCCCACUGUGGGUCUGGCAUGCCAACAGUAUGGUAUAGCAUUUCAGAGACCAAGAGGACUCUUCAUCACUUUCCAUGAUCGAGGACAUAUAGAAACGUUGUUUAAAGCAUGGCCUGAAACUAAUAUAAAGGCGAUUGUGGUGACUGACGGAGAACGUAUUCUUGGCCUUGGAGACCUAGGUUGUUAUGGAAUGGGCAUCCCGGUGGGUAAACUAGCACUUUACACAGUGUGUGGAGGAGUAAAGCCCCAGGAGUGUCUGCCCAUUAUGCUCGAUGUGGGAACUGACAAUGAGGAGUUGAUAAAUGAUCCUUUGUACAUAGGUCUGAAACACAAACGAAUCCGAGGCCAGGCUUAUGACGAUCUUCUGGAUGAGUUUAUGGAAGCUGCAGUUUCCCGGUAUGGCAGAAACUGCCUCAUUCAAUUUGAGGAUUUUGCCAACCAAAAUGCAUUCCGUCUUCUGAAUAAAUAUCGCAACUUAUACUGCACUUUCAAUGAUGACAUACAAGGAACAGCAUCUGUAGCUGUUGCUGGUCUCCUUGCUGCACUCCAGAUUACUCAAAAUAAACUAUCUGAUCAUACAAUACUCUUUCAGGGAGCUGGAGAGGCAGCAAUGGGCAUAGCCAAUCUUAUUAUUAUGGGCAUGGAAAAGGAAGGGACACCUAAAAAAGACGCCAUAAAAAAGAUCUGGAUGGUUGAUUCAAAAGGAUUAAUUGUAAAGGGUCGUGUUUCAUUAACACCUGAGAAAGAAGUGUUUGCUCACCAGCAUGAGGAGAUGAAAAAUUUAGAAGAUGUUGUUAACAAAAUAAAACCAAGUGUUCUUAUAGGAGUUGCUGCAAUUGCUGGUGCAUUUACAACAAAUAUUAUCAAGAAUAUGGCUUCUUUCAACAAACGCCCAAUAAUUUUUGCACUCAGUAACCCAACUAGCAAAGCAGAAUGCUCUGCUGAAGAUUGCUACUACCUAACCGAGGGACGAGGCAUUUUUGCAAGUGGAAGCCCUUUUAAUCCAGUCACUCUUCGAGACGGACGCAUGUUUUAUCCUGGACAGGGGAACAAUGCCUACGUAUUUCCUGGAAUUGCCCUAGGCGUUGUUUCAUGUGGAAUGAGAAACAUAAGUGAUGAUAUUUUUCUCCUUACUGCAGAGGUUAUAUGCCAACAGGUAUCAAAGAAGCAUUUAGAUGAGGGCCGUUUAUAUCCACCUUUAGUUGCAAUUCGAGACGUCUCUCUUAAAAUUGCUGUGAAAAUUGCAGAGCAAGCCUACAAAAACAAGACAGCAACUUUCUACCCUGAACCAGAAGACAAGGAAGCAUUCAUCCGCUCCCAGAUGUACAACACUGACUAUGAAAGCUUUCUGACAGACUCUUAUAUUUGGCCCGAAAAAGCGAUGAAAAUACAGACAAGAAAAGUUUAAUCAAAGAACGCAACACCUUUAGCAAUGGAGCUAAAAAGAAACGGGUUGAUUUCCAUCUUUUGUUAACUCAGAACUUUUAGCAGCAGUGUAUUUUAAAUCUGUGGGUUUGGGGUUACAAAUGUUAAUGUUUUUCGCUUUAAGCUACAAUCUAAACAUGUAAGCAAAUGAAAAUAAUUUGGAUAUAAUAAUUUCCUUGUUCUUUGGAAGAGCAUUUCCUAGAUUCCUGCUAGGCAACACUUACUGCAGAAGGAUCGUUCAGUAAAAGGUAGUCUUAUUUAAGUAUCUGUAUAAAAUGGUGGUUCUGUUAACUGGUUUUGCCAUUAAAUUCAGAUGAAAUAAUAUUAAUAUAAAACAUGUAUCAGUAGAAUUACUUCAAGCAUAAUUGGGGAUGUUUAAUUUAACAAGGCUACUUUAAUUUCUCCCUUCAUUUGCCAACUUGUCGGUUAGCGUACCUUUGUGGAAGAUUUUCACACAGGUUUAAUGAUGUUCUCUCAAUUCAAAAAGACUAAUCUAUGCUUGCUUGAUCUAUGGCUGUAGUUUGUAGAUCAGUGAGAAGUGUCAUUUGGUGAACCUUUUCUGCCACUGAUAACUUUUGCAUUGCGAUUCUCCCUCUCCCAAAUUUUCAAUGGAAUUCGAAAGUUUAAAAAACUUGACCAUGAAACAAUCCUAUUGGCCGUUUUACAGUUUGCUGCUGAAUGGUGAUGAUGCCAUUUAAGGCUUUAUAUUAACAGACAUUCUCUUCCCAUCCUAGUACAUUUUAAGGAAAUUCCUAGCAAUUCUUUCCUGCCUUAGCUCUGCUCAGUGUGAAGGAUUUAGAUUCAAGUUCCUGGUGUCGAUCUCCCUUUUAAAAACUCUUUAUCAGGCUACUCGUCUCAGAAGGCAUGUUUUAAUGUUUCUAUGAGUCACAGCUGAAGCAGAAUUAAAUGGAAAAUGUUAAAAAAAAGGGGGGAGAUGGGAAUACCAGAGAUUUUGGAAUUGAAGACCCUGUGAGUCUCAAACUCACUGCUGGAGAUUUUGUUCUGUUGUAGUGACCCAAUACUACUUGCAAACCCCAGCAGGUACA